UCCACGAUGGUGAGUUUGUGGCGUGUUGUUUCUCUCCUCCAAAAUCCACGAAUUUAACUGCAAUCUUCCAAUUAUCUUCCUCAAAAAUGGCCACCACCAAGAAGAAGACAAGGAAGUUGCGUGGUCACGUCAGCCACGGCCAUGGACGUAUUGGCAAACACAGGAAGCAUCCUGGAGGUCGCGGUAAUGCUGGUGGCAUGCACCACCACCGUAUCAACUUCGACAAGUACCAUCCUGGAUAUUUCGGCAAGCUUGGUAUGAGGAACUACCAUGUGAGGAAGAAUCAGAAGUUCUGCCCCACCAUCAACCUAGACAUCCUGUGGACCCUUGCAUCCAGGAAAGACAGGCUAACUGCCACUGCUGAGAAGGCUCCUGUCAUUGAUGUUGUCAAACACGGAUUCUACAAGGUUUUGGGCAAGGGCCACCUUCCCAAGGUGCCUGUCAUCGUCAGGGCCAAGUUCUUCUCCAAGUCAGCAGAAGAAAAGAUCAAGGCUGCAGGUGGUGCUUGCGUUCUUCAAGCAUAAGUUACAUUUAUGUAAAAAAAUAAAAAAUUAACGUAUAAUAAACA
Molecule: messenger RNA, 568 nt
Organism: Thrips palmi
Lineage: Eukaryota; Metazoa; Arthropoda; Insecta; Thysanoptera; Thripidae
Gene: RpL27A
Product: 60S ribosomal protein L27a
Exons: 5
Coding region: 87-524 (145 amino acids)
Biological process (GO): translation
Cellular component (GO): ribosome; cytosolic large ribosomal subunit
Molecular function (GO): structural constituent of ribosome
Source: RefSeq, a predicted model, not a curated record